AUGAAAAUUUUGAACAAUCAACAAGAUCAACAAUCAGUAUCAAUUGUUCCCAGUGGAAUUUAUACGGGUCAUGAAUAUGAACCACAAGGAAUAGAUGAAGGUCGAUCCUCAUUAAGUAGUAGUUCACGAAGUGAUCUAACUCAAUUACCAUCAUCCAAGCAUAUUUUAACAGCGGUGGAACGUUAUAGUACCGAUGAUUCUAAUAAUAGCAUUUCUGGUACAAAACAAAUCACCAAUGAUGCUACCACUAAACUAAUCAUGCAAAGGUACAAAAUCAAAUCAUCUCAUUAUCCAUCGCCAGGUAUAAAUAAACGGAACUACUCAACCGGACAAUCUAUGGAUCAUAACAUGCAAUGGGGAACUUCUGUUGAUUCUGGAACCGGUUUCAGUGAAGGAACAAUAGUAACUAAUGGUGAUCAAACAGUCAGUACAUCAACACCAAAGACUAUCCGUAAGUGGAAAAAAACGAAAACAGUCAAGCAAUGUUCAUCUAGUCGAUCUGAUAAAACACCUUCACAACAUUCAUCUGCAUUAGGUCAAAAAAUCGUCGAUUAUCCGACAAGUGGUGAUGGUGAUAUGGUUCCAUUGAUUAUCAGACUAUGUGUAAGAGUUGUGGAAGCAAAUGGUAUGGAUACGGUAGGCAUUUAUCGAAUUCCGGGUAACACGGCUGCUGUGAAUGCUUUGAAAGAAACACUCAAUAGUGGUUUUGCAAAUAUUGAUUUUACGGAUUCAAGAUGGAAUGAUGUAAAUGUUGUUAGUAGCUUACUGAAGAUGUUCUUACGUAAAUUACCGGAACCAUUGCUAACAGAUAAAUUGUAUCCAUUUUUUAUUGAUGCUAAUCGAAUUGCUUCUCAUCCACAACGAUUACGGAAACUUCGUUAUUUGACUCGUAAACUUCCUUCUGCUCAUUAUCAAACAUUGAAAUAUUUGAUGGGACAUUUAAGAGCAGUGGUUGAACAUAGCGAUAUCAAUAAGAUGGAAACACGUAAUUUGGCACUAAUGUUUGGUCCAUCGAUUGUAAGGCCUAGCGAUGAUAAUAUGGCUACAAUGGUGACACAUAUGUCUGACCAAUGCAAGAUCAUUGAAACAUUCAUUACUUAUUAUGACUGGAUGUUUGAUGAUAAUAAUACAGCGGAGGAUGAAGUCCCACCGCAGAUUUCCACAUUAAAUGAUUCUGCUAUGGGCAGUAAUCUUGCAACUGGUAGUGGUGAAAAUGAUUCUGGUAUUAUGGCUACAUCAUUCAAUGAUAUGCAUAAUUUAAUUAGACGGGUUAAUGAGGCCGAAGCUAUCGCCGUAAUGGAUGCGCAAAAAAGUGGAAAGAUAAAGCAAAUUUUGAAUGUACGACGUAAUUCGAAACGUGAAAAGCGCAAAAAAGCACGUGAUCAUUCGAUUUAUGCUUCAAGCAUUGCAUCUACUCAAAAUGUUAGCAAAAUCACAGAUAGUGCUGCUAACACAUGCGAACAAUCAGUUAUGGGAGUUUAUCAGGAACGUGAUAUCGAUGCCGAAAUAGCCUCACGUCAGCAUCAGCAACAAACUCCAGUCAGUUCCACUCAACCGUACGCUGGUACCAGCUCAUCGGCUGAUCAUUCGCCUUCACUUGGUUCAUCGCAUGAUUCGGCAUCUCAAACAGUAAUCUCUCCAUUCAGUUCAUGUAAAAUAAAAGAUGGAAAUGCAGAGAAUAUACAGAAUUACAAUGAAGUGGACGAAAUGAGACGUCGAAGACAAAAGGAAAUUUAUUCUGCACGACGGAUUUUUAUUGCUGGUACUGAUGCGGAUCUGGAUGAUUAUGCUGAUCUGGAUGAACUCGUCAAUCAUUCCCGACAUCUGAAUUUGGCAUCUUCGCCCACUCUUGAUGUUUUGAGCGCUGAAACACGUGAGAAGAUUCGGCGCCUACAACAACUCCAAGGAUGGGCUUCUACUGCACUCGAAAGACGUGACGUUGAAGUGGGAAUGAAGACAAAACGUUCUUUAAAACAAAAGACUCAUGGCGAGAAAUCAACGCCAUCAAUGAAGACAACAGCAGAAGAUUUUUCAUCCACAGAUGCUCUUUCAUUAACAUCUGAUUAUAGUACGACAUCAUCUGCACCUUUGACAGUUCCUGUUACCAUUUCUUGCGUUGAUCAUUUGGCUGCUGCAAGUAGUGAUUAUGCAUCCAGUGAUUUAUCACCAUAUACCCGUAAUGCUAGUGCAUCACCUAGGCAUCCUGAUUUAGAAGCUAUAGAAACAACGCAGCUUAAUUUUUCCUCCGAAGUUUCUGGUCUUUUCAACCGAUCUCAUCAUGGAGCGCCAUCAUCCAUUAGUGAAGAUUGCUAUAGUAGUUCAAGAGAUCCAGAAGAUGCCAUACUUGAGAUACCUUCAUCAUGCCAAUAUCUAUUUAUCACUGAGAAGAAACGUUCAGAAAGUCAGCCAAAGCUUCAUCGAUCUCAUGUAGCAUUUUCGGAAUCCGAAAUGGCGGAUGGAAUACCAACUCCAACAGUUCAAUACAGUGAAAAAAAUCAUCUAGUGAUGGAUCUAAAAUGA
Loa loa (African eye worm) is the source of this 2520-nucleotide messenger RNA. RefSeq lists its product as hypothetical. The record is from RefSeq and is a predicted model, not a curated record. Lineage: Eukaryota; Metazoa; Nematoda; Chromadorea; Rhabditida; Onchocercidae. Bases 1 to 2520 code for a protein of 839 amino acids. The transcript has 15 exons. Gene Ontology annotation, biological process: signal transduction.